Molecule: messenger RNA, 3803 nt
Organism: Tetranychus urticae (two-spotted spider mite)
Lineage: Eukaryota; Metazoa; Arthropoda; Arachnida; Trombidiformes; Tetranychidae
Gene: PolG1
Product: DNA polymerase gamma, catalytic subunit tam
Biological process (GO): mitochondrial DNA replication
Cellular component (GO): mitochondrion; gamma DNA polymerase complex
Molecular function (GO): DNA-directed DNA polymerase activity; 3'-5' exonuclease activity; DNA binding
Source: RefSeq, a predicted model, not a curated record
UGUAAGCAUCGUAACUACCUUGGUUACAAUGUUUUCCUUCGAAUGUGUUUUUUUAGAUGAAUGUUUUGAUUGUUUUGUUUCUAUUAAUAACAAUUGAUGUGAUUGAUUAUCUUGGUAUCAAACAAUUUCAUGGAAAAGGUUAUUCGAAGAAGCUUCUCAUCUAAUUCGAGUGACCCAAUCAACGUCAGGAGAAAUGAGGUUUUCAUUCAAAUGAUUUCCGAAUCUUUCCGGAAAAAAUUAUUUGGCGAUAAAUUAAAUUGUCACAUUGAUGGCAAAACUCUUGACAAAAUCAAAUCAAGUCUUGCUUCCCAUGGCUUAUGGAAACGACCAAAGAAAAAGAAAAAUAACAAGCAAGAUGAAGAUGGUCCCAUGUAUCCUUCUGAGCCCUUGCCGCCUAUCGAGUUUAAAUUACCUAAAAUUGUUGGAAAAAAUAUCGAAGAGCAUUUCCAUAAUAUUGGUGAAAAAUAUUCCAAACCAUAUAAACUGUUAGCUGAUGAAAUAGCGACCAAUCCUUUACCCAAGACACCAGAUGAAUGGAGUUUCACUCCUGGCUGGACUAAAUAUAAAAAGGACAAGUUUGGUAGGAUGACUGUUUCUCAGGUCGAUUUUCCUGAUGAUCGAGCUCUUAUAUUUGAUGUUGAAGUUUGCAUGAAUGAUGGAUCAGGUAAACAACCAACUAUGGCUACGUGUGCAUCACCUGAUGCUUGGUACUCUUGGUGUAGUCCAAGGUUAAUAAACAUAAACUAUGAAUUGGAUGUUUUAUCUACCAAAUUCCAAUCAGAUCAGCAAAGAUUGAAUAUAAAUGAUAUGAUACCAAUGGGUAGUUUCCCAAACAAUGAGCGUUUAAUUGUUGGCCACAACGUUUCUUUUGACAGAUCUUUCAUUAAAGAUCAAAAUCUAAUUGAUUGUGAUAAAACUCGAUUUCUGGACACGAUGAGUCUUCAUAUCAGCUUAUCUGGACUUACAGGAUACCAAAGAGCCCUUUCAUUUUCUUAUAAAGUGGGUAAGAAAAAUGGAAUGCACGAUUUAGCCUUAAAAACAAAAUUUGAAAAUGCUGGACAUCCUGAUCCUGGUGGUUGGCAAGAACUUGGUUCUCUGAAUAGUUUGAAAGACGUUUAUGCUUUUCACUGUAAAAAAGAAAUGAGCAAAGAAGAAAGAGACUUGUUUGUAAAAGGUUCUCUUGCCGAUAUACGUGACAAUGCACAGCAAUUAUUCACUUAUUGUGCUAACGAUGUUCAUGCAACUCAUGAAGUGUUUCAACAAAUCUGGAAACAAUAUUUGAAUAGAUUUCCACAUCCUGUUACUUUAGCUGGAAUGUUGGAAAUGUCCGUUAUGUAUUUACCUGUUAACAUUCAAAACUGGGAAAGAUAUUUAGAGGAAGCACAAACUGCCUAUGAUGAUCUGGAAAGAGAAGUUCACUUAUGUUUACAGUCUCUUGCUAAUCAAUCCUGUUCUUUGCUGAAAAAUAAAGCUUACAUGAAAGAUGUUUGGCUCUGGGACUUGGAUUGGUCCACACAAGAGUUACGAUUUAAGAAGGAAAAAGUCAAAAAGCCUAGCAAAAAAUCUUCAAAGGUUAACAAGUGUGAAGAAAGUUCAGAAGAAGAUGAUGUUGUUAAACAAGUAUUAUCAACAGAAAACAAAAUUUCAAAAGUUCAACCUUUACUUCCUGGCUAUCCAGCUUGGUACCGUGAUUUAUGUGAUCAGCCAUUCGGUGGCUCUAAACUUCGGAGUGAUGAAAAGCUAAUCAAUUGGCAGCCUGGACCUUCAUUAAUUAGCACCUCUAUGAGAGCUGCUCCUAAACUACUGCGAAUGCUUUGGAGAGGCUACCCCCUUCAUUAUGAUGAAACCCAUAAAUGGGGCUAUCUUGUGCCUGAUUCAAACUCAUCAACACCUCAUGGGAGCUUUCCUUUUAGCGAAUAUUUGAAAAUUAUCAGUAGCACAAAAAUUUCAAAGAGUAAUACAGACUCUUUGAAAACAGAAGACCCUGAUUGGAUGGAUCAAGAGUUAUUUGAGGAAAAUAUCAGUUUAGAGGAAGAUGACAAUGAUAGAUCAGCUAUAAAAAUGUUUGGUUGUAAAUUUUUUCGACUUCCACACAAGAGUGGCCCUGAUAAUAAAGUGGGAAAUCCUUUAGGAAAGGAAUUUCUUAGAUAUCUUGAUGAUGGAACUUUAUCAACAUUCUUGAAGAAAACUCAAGCCCAAUCAUUUCUUCAGAUCAGUAAAACUCUAUCUUACUGGAAAAAUUCAAACAAACGAAUUUAUUCCCAAUUGGUGGUUCCAAUCGAUUCUUCUGGUUCAACUGGAGCUUUGCUUCCUCGUGUCAUUGUCGCUGGAACCAUCACAAGACGAGCCGUUGAGCCAACCUGGCUCACUGCCAGUAACGCUGUUAAAGAUCGUUUGGGAAGUGAGUUGAAGGCAAUGAUUCAAGUACCUAAAGGAUAUAAACUUGUUGGCGCCGAUGUUGAUUCCCAAGAGUUAUGGAUAGCAUCUCUUAUUGGUGACAGUCAUUUUGCUCGAAUCCACGGAUCCACACCAAUUGGCUGGAUGACUCUUCAAGGAAGUAAAGCACAAAAGACUGAUAUGCACAGUAAAGUUGCCGAAAUGGUUGGAAUUAAUCGUGAUCAGGCCAAAGUUCUCAACUACGGUAGAAUCUAUGGCGCUGGUAAAGCUUUUGCUGCACGAUUUUUGAAACAAUCUAAUGAAGAUCUCGCUGUUGAUGAAGCCAGAAAUAAAGCAGUAAAAAUUUAUAAGCAAACCAAAGGAACGCGAGUUAAUGUCACUGAUUUAGAAAAAAAGUUCGUAAGAAAGGAAUGGCAAGGUGGAAGUGAAUCUCAAAUGUUCAACAAACUUGAACAAAUUGCUUUAUCUCCUGAACCUUGUACACCAGUUUUGGAUUGUAAAAUAAGCACUGCUUUACUCCCUAUUGAAGUCAGACAACAAUUUGUUCCCAGUGUUGUUAAUUGGGUUGUUCAAAGUUCAGCUGUUGAUUAUCUUCACUUGAUGCUAGUCAAUAUGAAAUGGCUCCUAGAAGUUUAUAAUAUUGAUGGACGCUUUUCUUUGAGCAUCCACGAUGAAGUUAGGUACAUGGUUAAAGAAUCUGAUGCUUACAAAGCCGCAUUAGCGUUACAAGUAACCAACCUUUUUACUCGUUCAAUGUUUGCCAGUAAAUUAGGAAUGUAUGAUCUACCUCAAAGUGUUGCCUUUUUCAGUUCAAUUGAUAUUGAUACUGUUUUGAGAAAGGAAGUUUAUCUCGACUGUAAAACUCCUUCCAAUCCUCAUGGACUUAAACUUGGCUAUGGAAUUGAUCAAGGUGAAAGUUUAAAUAUUUACCAACUUCUGGAAAAGCCUGAAAUUCAGCAUUUAAUUUCUCAUUCUCCAGAUAAACCAACAGGUGGAGAUGAUAGUGAAAAUGUUGAUCCAUCAAUUAUUUUCACUUUAAUUCCUAAUACAUCAGAGAAAAUAACUCAGUUAACUCAGACUUAAAUCAUGUAAUUAAGAUUGAUUGUCAAGUCAUAACUGACACUAUUUACAUUGUUUGUUACUUGUUUAUUUACAUUCUAGUUUAGUGUAUUUAUGUAUUUUUUUCAAAUGUUUUCUCUUGUUUACUGCCACAUGCAUGAUCAUGUAAAUAUGCAUUUGUUAUUUAAUUUGAUAAUUUCAUUCUCGAAUGAGACAAUUGUGGAUAAAACAUAAAAAAUAGAAAUGAUUUCAAAUGUAUAUUUUAUAUGGAAGAAAAGAUGUACAUUUUGUAAAAAGUUUCUGUAUUUUUACUAUACCCAUGAUCAUUAAAAACACAUUACAUUAAA